UUUUACAUUUUCAAGGGCAUUUUAGUCUCUGGAAUUGGCCAACCUAUUCUACACUAUACACUAUACAGAACUAUCUUUAUAAAAAUACCACCCAGCUCAAUGUUACCACACAAAUAAAUUGAGUAGUGUACCUUCGCAAUUGCCUCUGCCAGACUGCCAAGACUUUUUUUCACCCAAAUGAAAAAGGCAUCUCUGCAAGAUUCUGCCACUUUCCCUGGAAAAACAUCGCAAUUCGCCGCUGAAUGCUGGUUCGACGACGCAUGCAUCCUCAAUAUGGACUAUUUCGUUAAGACCUUAGCCGGGAUUAAGGCUAAGGGUGUCCGUUCUGACCUUAUUGGCUCAAUCAUAGCUCACUACGCCUCCAAAUGGCUACCUGAGCUUUCUGGUGAUAAUGCUUGUGACAGAGGACUAACCAACUUUGAAGAAUCACCCGAAAGUGUCACAGCUUCAUGGAUGAAGAAGAGAUUUUUUGUUGAAACUCUAGUGGGUGUCUUGCCUCCAGAGAAGGACUCAAUUCCAUGCAACUUCCUGCUUCGCCUUCUCCGGACGGCAAACAUGGUUGCUGUAGAGCCUACGUAUAGAGCAGAGCUUGAGAAGAGGAUUUCAUGGCAGCUCGACCAAGCUUCACUGAAAGAGCUAAUGAUACCAUCUUUUAGCCACACUUGUGGGACCUUACUAGACGUUGAGCUAGUGACACGGUUAGUGAAGAGAUUUGUUAAUUUGGAUGAGGCAGCUAAGAGUGGAGCUGCUGCUUUAAUUAAGGUAGCUAAGCUUGUGGACUCUUAUUUAGCAGAAGCAGCUGUGGAUGCUAAUUUGAGUUUGUCAGAGUUUGAUGAUCUUGCUUCUGCUCUCCCUAGCCAUGUUCGAGCCAUUGAUGAUGGUUUAUACCGAGCCAUUGAUACCUAUCUCAAAGCGCAUCCUGGAGCGACAAAACAAGAAAGGAAGAUUCUUUGCAGAUUAAUUGAUAGCAGGAAGCUCUCCCCUGAGGCUUCACUCCAUGCUGCUCAGAAUGAAAGGCUGCCUGUUCGUGCUGUCAUCCAGGUUCUCUUCUCUGAACAAAACAAGCUCAAUCGACACGUCGAUUGGAGUGGUUCGUUUAGUGGUACGAGGAGCCCAAACCCAGGUUUCGACCCUCCUGGAAGGUGCUUUUCGAAACGGGAAAUGAAUGCUCAACAAAUGGAGAUAAAGAAGUUAAGAGAAGAUGUACUUAGGCUGCAAGGGCAAUGCUAUGCCAUGCAAAUGCAAAUGGAGAGGAUGGUGGAGAAGAAGAAAGGGUUUUUUAGGUGGAAGAAAUUGGGGAUAGUGUCCUCGUUAAAAAGUGUCAGUAGUGUUGAGAAGAUUGAAGAGGUUGAUGGAGAAGGAGAGGCUGGGUUUGGUAGGCUGACUCCCGUGGACAUGAAGACAAAGUUGGUGAAGGGUAGGACUCCUAAGUGGAGAAAAUCCACGUCUUGAAUGUGAAAUUUCAAGCUAGAUGACUGACAUAUGGUUAAUUUUUUCUUAAAAUGUUGUUAUGCUAAUUAGUUAUGUGGUUUGCUUUGUUUGUAUUAAUAAGAAAUAAUCUAUAUUUUCAGCUUUAAAAAUUGUGUGGUUUUACCAUUAA
Messenger RNA from Hevea brasiliensis (rubber tree), 1600 nucleotides. Its product is annotated as root phototropism protein 3. The transcript is spliced from 2 exons. The coding region runs from base 178 to 1452 and encodes 424 amino acids. The record is from RefSeq and is a predicted model, not a curated record. Lineage: Eukaryota; Viridiplantae; Streptophyta; Magnoliopsida; Malpighiales; Euphorbiaceae.